Orussus abietinus is the source of this 1810-nucleotide messenger RNA. RefSeq names its product nucleoredoxin. Lineage: Eukaryota; Metazoa; Arthropoda; Insecta; Hymenoptera; Orussidae. The transcript has 7 exons. The record is from RefSeq and is a predicted model, not a curated record. The coding region runs from base 17 to 1483 and encodes 488 amino acids.
CGGCAAGAACCGUGCAAUGGCGUCCUGCGCCGAGACGUCUCCGUCGACAGCCCCUGCUAAGGAGGCUAGCGGCCCAAGGGCCUCCUGGCAACAGCGGGUCUUCGGCAAGCAGCUCCUCCAGUGCAAUCGCGUCAACCAGGACUCCAAGACCAAGGACAUCAACGAGGUCCUGAGGACCGAGGACGGCAAGUCCGCGUGCGAGGUGAUCGGUGUUUACUUCAGCUUCGUCAACCCCGGCGCUUCGUGCGACGACUUCACGCGCCAACUCACGGAGCUCUACGAAAACGUAAACGGCACCCUCGAGAGGAAACAGGAAGAGGGCGAGGGCAACAACAAGCCCAGGAGCAGGAGGCUCGAGGUCGUUCACGUGGUCCUGUGGAGCAACGUGGCCGAUGUCCUCGACUUCGAGGAAAGCUUCAAGAACCACGUGGCCGAUUUGCCGUGGUUCGCAGUGCCAAACCACGACUACGACAGAAAGACCAGACUGACGAGGAGGUACCGAAUAAAGGCUGGGGUGCCAACCCUGAUUCUACUGGAGGGUAACACCGGCUCCGUGGUAACCAGGGGGGGUGUGGAACGAGCCCUGGCGGACCCCACGGGGGCGAACUUCCCUUGGAGGCCGCCGCAUCCUAAAGCCACCCUUGAGGAUGGUCCACUUCUACCCUGUGGAGCUCGAGGCAGCAACGAACCCAUGCUGCACGAGGAGCUACGACACUGCGUCAAAGGAGUUUACUUCAGCGCACACUGGUGUCCUCCCUGUAAAAUGUUCACGCCACAGCUCAUAGACACGUACCAACGAAUUCGAGAGAGAGGACACAAUUUCGAAGUGAUCUUCGUCAGUUCCGACCGGAGCGAGGAGUCGUACAAUAUUUACACGGAAAGCAUGCCUUGGUUAAGGAUACCUUUCGCACAAGAAGAAAGGCGGCAGAGAUUGGCUCGAGCUCUCGACGUGCAAGCUAUACCGACACUGGUCAUUCUCGAUCCUAAGGAUAACAUUAUCACUCUCGAAGGUCGAGCGGAGCUUCUGGAGGAUCCCGAGGGAUUGAAUUUUCCGUGGACGAAUCAACUGGUGAAUAUUCUGACAGAGAAGUACGCUACAUCGCUUCACGAUGCUCCGGCCAUUAUUCUCUUCGUGGAGGGCGACGAUUGCGAGAUCUACUUUGGCGAAGGUGUUCUUUUGCCAGCUGCUGAAGUCUACAGGCGAGACCAACCCGACUACGACCCAAAUUACGACGAUCCGGAUGGGAUGCUCCAGUUUUAUAUUGCAUUAGACGGUGAAACAUCAGAUAUAUUGCGCGAGUUCGUAGGAUUAGAUGAUGCGGUGCCACUUCUAACAGCAAUCGAUAUCCCACGAGGAGUCUAUGCCGUCAUGGAAGAUGGGGCUGAGAUCACCGUAGACUCCGUUCAACAGUUCGUCGACGGCUUCCGAAAUAAUAAACUUCCAAUGAACAAGAUCACAACAGUGCACAAAUCUACCACGUAACCUAAUACAAGAAUUGUUGAUUCGUCCGAAUCUGCAAACCAGCGAUCCAAUCUGCCCAACGAUCGUGUGAUUUACAAUUUCAGGACCGAAGGAAGUUUGAACUCGGGGAGAGCUUCGUCAGCAAAACCGUGCUUAGAUCAUGUAAAAAGUAUCUCAUAGCCAUGUAAAAGUAAUCCAAAGACAUACACGAUAGAUCAUGAAUGAUAUAGUGAGGAUAAAUUGUAUAUUUAAAGAUGAAUAUUUAACAUGUGAUGUGUAGGUAUUUAAGGACAUCCUCAAGAUUUGGUUAUUACCAGACGAAUAAAACUGUUGGAGGUUCAUUCGUAA